This is a messenger RNA of Plasmodium gaboni, 1767 nucleotides long. RefSeq names its product putative coronin binding protein. The record is from RefSeq and is a predicted model, not a curated record. Gene Ontology annotation, biological process: regulation of mRNA stability. The transcript has 10 exons. Gene Ontology annotation, molecular function: poly(A) binding; metal ion binding. The annotation marks the transcript as partial. Lineage: Eukaryota; Apicomplexa; Aconoidasida; Haemosporida; Plasmodiidae. Gene Ontology annotation, cellular component: cytoplasm; nucleus.
AUGUUAACUAAAAGUAAAGAGGAACAAAAAGCAUAUCAAACCAUAAUAACAGAAAAAUUAAGAGAAUUGUUAGGAGAGUAUGAAGUAGAUAUUUUGACAGAAUAUGUUUGGCAUAUGGCCGGGAACGCUAAAAGUAGCAAUGAAUUUAUGUGCAAUGAAUUGAAGGAUUUCUUAGGAGAUCACACCACCGUUUUUGUAGACUGGUUAAUGAAACUUAUAAGUGACAUAAAAAAACAAAAGAAAAGCGAUACUUAUUUGAAAAAUGAUAAAUCAAAUAAAUCAUCAAGUGUUAGAGAAAAACAACAUGAUGAAUAUUCAAAAUCGAACAGGAGUAGAGAUUCGAAAAAUAGGGUAUCAAGUGUACAUAACAAAAAAGGAGGGGAGGAUGAUUAUGAUAAAAGAAAUAUGUCUGAUACAAGACGACGAUCUAGGAGCCUUGCAAGCAGUAAAUAUUCAAAUGACGAUAUGUAUUUCUCAAAGAAUAGAAAUAAAAGAAGACAGAAGAGGGGCUUGAGUAUGAGAUCAUGUUCUUCCAGUUCUAGUACUAGAAAAAUUCAUUAUGAUAAAAAUAAAUCAAGAAAUAAAAGAAGUGACAGAGGUAAAGACAGUGAUAUGUUAAGAUUCAGAGAUAAAUAUAGACGAUUAGGAAGAAGUCAUAGUCACUCGUUUUCACCAAGUAGGGUCAUAUAUGUCGAAAACGGCCAAAGGAAAGAAAAGAAAAAUGAAUCACACCACGACAAUGUGCAAAAUAUGAAAGAUAUGACAUAUAAAAGAAUUAGUGAUAGCGCAGAUGAAUAUAAUAAUAGCGAAAAAAAAAACAAAGCCGUUUUAAAGCCGAAUCCUCGAUUUGUAGGAGAUAAUCCAAAUCCAUUCAUGCAACCUCCAACAAUUAUGAGCAACCAAGAUAUGUCAAGUUACAACAUGAGCAAUAUGACAAAUUUUUAUCAGGGAAAUUAUAUAGUUGGAACUAAAAACAUGAUGGAUAAUAAUAACAGUUUUAUAUCUAAUAAUAUGAACAAUAAUUUUGUUAAUUCAAGAUAUCAAAACAAUAAUCCACAAAAAAAUAUAAAAUUCUUACAGAAUAUAAAUAAUAAUGCAAGUGUAUCAUCAUCUGUUAAUUUUAUGAAUACCAAUAGAUUUAAUAAUAAUGUAAAUAAUAAUAAUUAUGUUUUUCAAAAAAAUAAUAUGAUUAAUAAUAAUAAUAAAAAUAAUGUAUCUGGUACUUGUCCUAUGGAUGAACAAAUAAACAACACACAAAAUUUUAUAAAACAAAAUAAUAAUAAUAUUAGAAAUCAACAAACGUUUUUUAACAACACGCAUAAUAUAAAUGAAUUGAAUGAAAAUAAUAUUAAUUCACAGCAGUAUUUUACACCUAAAGGUAAUAAACAACAAAUUUUUAAUACCAACAUUACGAAUAUAGAUAAACAAAUAAAACCACAACAACAAAUUCAACAAAAUGUUUCAAAUGUGCAAUCAACUGGAGAGCUUUUUAAUAAUAAUAUGCAAAAUGAUCAUAUUAAUGAUAAUAUGCAUAAUAAUGCUUUAAAUACGAAUGAAGAAGGAAAACAGCUAGUAGCUAACCAAGAAAAUGUAGUUGACCCAUCCAACGUUAUAAUAAAGAUACAAAAGAAAUGUCUUUACCUACCAAAUUGUCAAUUUGGAGAUAAAUGCCGAUACAUUCAUCCCGUUGAAAAUUGCCGAAACUGGCCCUAUUGUGCCUUUGGGUCGGAAUGUAUUUAUAUACAUCCAAAUGUUCCCUGCAAAUUU